CUGCGCAGUUCUGAUGUUAGCAGCUCUGAGCAGGAAGAAGUUGUUACACGUGAAAACACCGCAGCGGACGCUGCAAAUAUCUCAGUCACAAGUUCAGCCAAGAUCUUCUUGACUGCUGUCCAUCUCUCCUGGGAAGACUGUCAGCGGAGUACAGGAGUGCGGGAGAGAAGUGUGUUUCUAAGUGCCAUUAUGCCAUGGCAUCUCUGGGCGCCUCCUUUGUGCAAAUCAAAUUCGAUGACAUCCUCUUCUACGAGAACUGCGGCGGCGGGAGUUUCGGGAGCGUGUAUCGCGCCCGCUGGCUCUCGCAGGACAAAGAGGUGGCAGUGAAAAAGCUUCUGAAGAUUGAAAAAGAGGCAGAGAUUUUAAGUGUUCUCAGUCAUCGAAACAUCAUCCAGUUUUAUGGAGCGGUUCUGGAAGCACCUAACUAUGGGAUCGUUACAGAGUACGCCAGCGGUGGAUCUCUGUUCGACUAUCUGUCCAGCGCUGAGAGUGAAGACAUCAGUAUGAAGCAGAUUAUGACCUGGGCAAUGGACAUCGCUAGAGGCAUGCAUUAUCUGCACGCCGAGGCCCCGUUAACAGUCAUUCACAGAGACCUCAAGUCCCGAAAUGUUGUGUUGACAGCAGAUUCAGUACUCAAGAUCUGUGAUUUCGGGGCGUCUAAGUUUCAGUCUCACACCACCCACAUGUCUCUGGUGGGCACGUUUCCCUGGAUGGCCCCUGAAGUCAUCCAGAGCCUCCCAGUGUCUGAGACCUGCGACACAUACUCGUACGGAGUGGUCCUGUGGGAGAUGCUGACUCGUGAAGUUCCCUUCAAAGGUCUGGAGGGGCUGCAGGUGGCCUGGCUGGUGGUGGAGAAGAGCGAGAGGCUGACGAUUCCCAGUAGCUGCCCGGCCAGUUUCGCCUGUCUGAUGAGAAGCUGCUGGCUGACAGAACCGAAAGACAGGCCGCUGUUCAAACACAUCUUGUCCACGCUGGAGUCCAUGUGGAGCGACAGUCACUUAACUGAGGAGUGCAACACUUUCCUGCACAAUAAAGCAGAGUGGAGGUGUGAGAUCGAGGCGACUCUAGAGCGUCUGAAGCGGCUGGAGAGAGAUCUGAGCACCAAAGAGCAAGAGCUGAAAGAAAGAGAGAGACGGCUAAAGAUGUGGGAGAGAAAGCUCAUCGAGCAGUCCAACACACCGGUGAGUCUCUGUCUGUCUCUUACUGCAGCUCACGGAGGACUUGACUCAUCGCUCUAA
Molecule: messenger RNA, 1238 nt
Organism: Sinocyclocheilus grahami
Lineage: Eukaryota; Metazoa; Chordata; Actinopteri; Cypriniformes; Cyprinidae
Product: mitogen-activated protein kinase kinase kinase MLT-like
Exons: 11
Coding region: 195-1238 (347 amino acids)
Biological process (GO): protein phosphorylation
Cellular component (GO): cytoplasm
Molecular function (GO): ATP binding; MAP kinase kinase kinase activity
Source: RefSeq, a predicted model, not a curated record